Messenger RNA from Rhopalosiphum padi (bird cherry-oat aphid), 908 nucleotides. RefSeq names its product protein FAM136A-like. Lineage: Eukaryota; Metazoa; Arthropoda; Insecta; Hemiptera; Aphididae. The transcript is spliced from 5 exons. The record is from RefSeq and is a predicted model, not a curated record. Bases 271 to 702 code for a protein of 143 amino acids. Gene Ontology annotation, cellular component: cytoplasm.
GUGAUAAAAAUUAAUUGGUGAUAAGUGAUCAGUCGAAAGAUAGUGGCGAGUAUACCACAAAACUGAACUCUGAAGCCGAUCUCGAUAUUACAUUAUUUGCCGGCCGGUAUGGUACUCAGCAUUUGCAUUGACAAUUGACUGCAUCAAGUUCUACGCACAGAACAUUAUUUAAUGCUUACGAUUGUUUCUGACUAGAUUUCCUUUUCGAUACCUGUGCUGUGAAGGUUUUUCUGCUACCGAUUUAUUUGACCAUCUAUAAUCAUUACCAAAAUGGAAGAAGAACAACGUCGUAUGCAGAGUGCAGUAUAUGAUGUUUUAAAUGAUAUAGAUAGAAAAUGUUUAAGGACUUUACAAAUUCAAAUGCAUCAAUGUGCUAUUGAAUGCUGUAGAGACCCUUCAAAAAAUAUUGAAUCAUUGGAAGUAUGUAAUGAAAAUUGCUCAAAGGAAGUAGCAGCUGCUCGUAACUAUGUUCAAAAUGAAUUUAGCAAGUGGCAGAAUAGAAUACAACGUUGUGUACAAGAUUGUAAUGAUACUAUUAUGGAUAAAAUGCCCAGUGACAGAAAUCGAAGCGAAAAUGAGAUGAAUAAAUAUAUAAAAGAAGCAGAAGGAUGUACAUCGCAAUGUUUUACAAAAUACAUAAAAAUAUUACCACAAUUGACUAAUAAAAUUGUUGAUAACUUGUCCAACAAAAAAUUACAAUAACACUAAUUGCAUUUCCAAGAUUAUACACAUUCAAGGCAAAAUAACUAGAGGUUCAUUCAUAUAAAUUUCAAUGUUAAUGUGUAUUAGUCUCAUAACAUAUUGAUUUAAUGUAAGAUCAAGUUAUUUUUCCAAUAAAUUAAUUGUGCUUUUGUAGUUUGACAUAUAUAUGUUAAUAUAGUGUAAUAAAUGGAUUAUAUAAUGAAUAA